AUGGCUGAUCAGUACUGGCUCAACGACCAGAUGGAUUCGGACGAUGGGAUGUCCAACUUCCUGAAUCUUAAUGCGAUGAACAACGGUUACAGCCAACCACAACAGACACCAGUUCAGCCAUCCCAGGAAUUUGUCUCCUACAACGACUUUAAUGAUGUGCAAAAUUUCCAGAAGAUGAGACCUUCGCCCAACGGAAUGAAUUCCUUCAAUCCCAAUGGAACCAAUGCCACCAACGGUUCAAAUCCCAGUUCACUUUCUGGUGCCACAAACGCUGGAAUGGACCCAAUGUCGAUUUUGGAAAAGAUGCAUGAGAAACAAAAGUCGAUCGGUUCCAAUUUCGACUUGCAAGACCCACAAAUGAUAAUGAGGCAGCAUCAAAGUACGUCAAGUACUCCUGUUUCGUCGUCGUUUUCGCCAAGCAUGAUGAACCAGACAGCUCGUAUGCAGAUGCAGCAACAACAACAGCAACAACAACAACAACAGCAGCAACAGCAACAACAACAACAGCAGCAGCAACAGCAGGAGCAACAACGUCAACAACUUCUCAGACAGAAACAAGCUCAAGCUCAAGCUCAAGCUCAGGCACAAGCUCAGGCACAGGCACAGGCUCAAGCUCAAGCUCAGGCACAAGCUCAGGCACAGGCACAGGCACAAUCCAAUCAGCAACAGCAGCAUAGUCAGUUCAUCGCUCAGCAACAGCACCAAGCACCCAGAAACCAACAAGUGCAGCAGACUUCGCGCCAACAGGCAUUCCAGCAAAUGCAACAGCAGCAGCAGGCAAUGCGUUUACAACAGAUUCAGCAGCAGAGUAUGGGUUCUCCUGAACAUAUCAUGGGAUCGCAGAUGUCAACUCCAGUAACUGACCAUUCACAACUGGAUAUGCGUCCGCCAAUGGGUGCAAUCCCACAAAGAGUUUCGAGCAUGCCAGUGCAGCCUCAACAGGCUCAACAAGUUCAGCAGCAAAAAAUGCCUCAACAGCCAAUUCCUAACCAAAAUCCUAAUCAGAGACCUAACCAGCAGAGACAGAUGAACCAGGCCCAGAUGAACCAGGCCCAGGCAGAAUUGUUCAUGAUGACCCUGAACGAUUUCUUGAGGCAAAGAGGCAUCCAGCUACCGCCUACACCCAUAAUAGAUGGAAAGAAAGUGCCUCUUUUCUUUCUUUAUCUCUUGGUUUCCAGAUUGGGGGGCUCUGAGAAUGUAACCAAAACUGCAAAAUGGCCGUUUGUGGCUUCCAAGUUCACCAUUGCAGUUGAGACAAACCCCGCUGCCGUCCGUGAGGUUGAGAAUGUCUACAGACAAAUUUUACUGCCGUUCGAGAAAUACGCUUCAACACCUCAAGGUCAAAAGGAUCUGUAUCAGAAGAAGGCUUACCUGCAGCAACAGCUCCAGGCAAGACACCAAAGACAGCAACAGGCUCAUUUACAACCUCAGCCUCCAGCUCAAGCUCGUUCCACUUCUCAACCACAUCAACCCGUUCCACAACCUUCUCCGUAUCAGCAGCAGAGACAGUUUACUGCUCCUUCGCCUAUGAACCCACAAAAUCCGAUGCAGCAACGGUCUUCCCAGUCUUCAUUGGCAUCGCCUCAGGGCAUCAUUCCCACACCUCAGAGAAACUCCCCGGCAGAGUACAUUCCAGCCCAGGUUAACCGGUCGGGCGAUCCGUCCCCACUGCCUGGUCCAGGUCCGCAGUCGGCGCAACCCCGGUCAAGAACAACUUCUCGGAAAUCGUCUUCUGCAAAACCCGUGACUACGGAACCUGCUGCUCCUGAGAUCAUCCAUAACUAUGUGCCAUUCCAAAAGCUGGUUGAACUGAACGGUGGCUACGACGUGAAAAUGCUUGCUCAACUAAGCGAUCAAAUUGACCAGGCUAGACCUGUCUUUCUGUUUGCACCUGAAUUGGGUGCUGUUGAUGUGCAUGCCUUGACUAUGUCAUUAUCUGGUGGAUUGGACCCAGAGAUCAACACUGCUCUGAAUACACUCUUGGUUGUCUCCACCGAUAGCAAUCUAAUGAUCCCACUGUCAGAAUGUCCCGAGCUUUUAGAUGCGAUUACGAUGGUUGGGUCUUCGUCUUUGAAAAAGCUGGUUGGGUCCGAUGGACUCAAACGUGAUGACCUGUACCAGAAAUACGAGAGUGAUGUUCUCUUUCCCACGAAGAUCGACGAGAUAUUUGACCAACAAAGUGUCAGUAUGAGUGGAGAGAAGGAUGUCACAAUCACCGUGGACUCAUUCACUGCUGGCCAUAUCGGUGAAGCGAUUGUAUACCCAGACGCUGAGAAGAUCAUCGUUGAUUUGGAUGACGAGAGUGAGUUAGAAGACGACGACGACGAGAUGAAGAGCAGCAAUGCGACAUCCUAUUCUUCGCCUUCCUCACUGGAUUCUUUGUCCUUAGGCGAUGACUUGACGUAUUUCAAUCUUCCAUACUACAUGGAUGUGCUGAUCAAGUGCAGGGAGGAAACUGAAAAUGUGUUCAGCGAGAUUCAUAGCAGGUCUUACAACGAUAACCGUAUCAUGCUGUUGGAGCAGCUGAGUACAGUCACAAUGAUUUUGAGAAAUCUUUCAUUCAUGGAAAGAAACAGUCACUUUUUGGCAUUUAGUUCUCCGCUCUUGGACUUCGUCUUCCAGCUUCUCUACGAAGUUGCUUCAAACCCCAAGAAGUUCAUCUUCUCUAGAAAGAGAUUAUGUUUCUUGAAGGAUGCUGCUCUGCUGCUUACCAACAUCUCACACUUGGUUCAGUUGAGAUCUGCAAAGGAAGCGUUGUUGGUGAUCAUGUUGGCGGCAUCUUUUGGGAACAGUCUUAAGAAGUCUGAGAUCGAAGAAGGUUUGUUGAUUCCUGAGUAUUUACCACAAUUUCACAAAUACCAGCCAUAUGGUAUUGACAUACUGAGCAAGCUUAUGGUGAGAGAUAACCCCAACAAGCAACUUUUCACAGCUGUUGUUACUGGCGAAAUUCAAAUGGAUCUGUCCAUCCCAAUGACCGAAUCGCAGAAGGAGACGGUAAAGAUGAUCAGGUUGUACGCGGGUGAACCCAAGGAUGGGAAGUUGAUCACUAACAUGUUCACUUUCUGCUUAUCUGUUGUUCCAUUGAAUCUACUUUCGAGGGGAGUGGCGGCUGUUGCCGAGAGGUCAGUAACAAUCUACGAGGCUCUCGUUGCAGCCAGAAUGCUGGUCGAAAUGGUGUCCCUGGACACUUUCAGUGAUAAUGUUGUACUGAAAUGGCUUAGCUCACCAGAAGGGAUCGGGGCUGGUUUACUUAACCUGGGAUUCUCUCUUGCUGCUAUAGCUGUGAAGACCAGAGAGAACCACAAACUGGGUCUCAUUGCAAGCGAGAGUAUCGGCCUUCUGAACUCACUGCUGGGAAAAGCCAUUGAGUUUUCGGAAACGACCAAGGAAGGUAUAAUGGAUCUCGCUCGUCUGCCCAGACUGUUUCCUUCUGUUGAGAACUUUGUCGGUGCAAUCGUCACCUCCAGUACAGAUUCGAGAGUUAAGGCUGAAGCCGUGAUUCUUGCUGAGCAUGUAUCUAAGCUAUAUCAGCUAGUCCAGCAUGUGCUUACUGAAUGA
This is a messenger RNA of Kuraishia capsulata CBS 1993, 3558 nucleotides long. RefSeq lists its product as uncharacterized. Gene Ontology annotation, cellular component: nucleus; SWI/SNF complex. The coding region runs from base 1 to 3558 and encodes 1185 amino acids. The record is from RefSeq and is a predicted model, not a curated record. Gene Ontology annotation, molecular function: transcription cis-regulatory region binding. Lineage: Eukaryota; Fungi; Ascomycota; Pichiomycetes; Pichiales; Pichiaceae. Gene Ontology annotation, biological process: regulation of transcription by RNA polymerase II. The transcript has a single exon.